GGUGAAAGUCAUGUGUGUUACAGAAGCGUGUGUAUUUAUUUCAAGUGUGUAAAAUAAUCAGUUAAAAAAAAAACAAUGAACCGUUAAAUUCACAACGGAUUUGUACAUCAAGAAUAUAUGGUGUUAGUUUCUUAAUUACAGUGCUGUCUCAUCAUUGAUCAUUUGCUAACUCUAAAUUAUAGAUUGGUGUUGUUAUUAGCUGCAGUACGUGUACUAUGUUCAAACGGGUAGGUAACCUAGUGAUGCAAUAAUUUGAUAAAGUAUACGGUGUUUUUGUUCGCUUAAUCCCUGUAAUCUCACUGUUUAAGUAGUAAGUAGACUCCGAAUUGUCAAAUACGCAUUUCUUUGCAUAAUGGAGCAAGGUCAACAACAGAUGCGAAACUUGCGUGAUUUUCUCCUGGUCUACAACAAGAUGACGGAUAUCUGCUUCAGCCGCUGUGCGAGCAACCUGAAUUAUAGGACUCUCACCAUGGAUGAGGAGAGCUGCCUGGAUAGCUGUGCCGGGAAGCUCAUUCGUUCCAAUCAUCGUCUGAUGGGCGCCUACGUGAAGCUAAUGCCGACCAUCGUGCAGCGUAGAAUGGCUGAGUACGAGAAAAAGGCUGGCGAAUUACCACAGGCUGCAGAGGGUACCCCGCUGCCCGACCCAAAUACCCCACUCCCGAUCCAGCAGAUUAACCUCCAACCUCCAGACACAAACCAACAGGCUCCCGUCACACCUCCAUUGGAAGAUAUUCAAGUGACUGCACCCCCUGGGAGCUGAAAACAGGCAUGAGCGUUCUGCACAACAGGGCAGGACAAGUGGGUCCUGCAGGCCGUGCCGAAGUGACCAUGUAAUCUGGAAUCCACAGUUAGAAAGACAGUGCCUUUAAGUCAGAGGCUGUCUCUGUUUUUCCAAUCCUUUUGUCCCUCUGUUUGUUUGCAGGUUAUGUUAUAAGGUUAUUA
This is a messenger RNA of Polyodon spathula (Mississippi paddlefish), 942 nucleotides long. Its product is annotated as mitochondrial import inner membrane translocase subunit Tim10 B-like. The record is from RefSeq and is a predicted model, not a curated record. The coding region runs from base 353 to 760 and encodes 135 amino acids. The transcript is spliced from 3 exons. Gene Ontology annotation, cellular component: mitochondrial intermembrane space chaperone complex. Lineage: Eukaryota; Metazoa; Chordata; Actinopteri; Acipenseriformes; Polyodontidae.